AACGGUAGAAGAGCGAGCCAUCGCGCACGGUUUCCUCAUUUGUGUCUGUGACUCCGUUGCUGAACUCGUUGCGCGUACCGAGCGGAGAGAUCGUGCAUCGUGCGGAUUCGUAUUUUUGCGUGAAGAGAGCACCGAGGGUUGAAGAUGAGUGAUCCGAAGAGUGAUGGAGAUUUAGCGACGGCUAUUCUUCGCAGGAAGGAUAGGCCAAACAGAUUGUUGGUAGAUGAAGCAAUCGCCGAUGACAAUUCUGUGGUCGCGCUCUCCCAGACGAAAAUGGACGAGUUGCAGUUGUUCCGUGGUGACACUGUACUACUGAAGGGUAAACGACGCAAGGAAACAGUGUGCAUCGUACUUUCAGAUGAUACCUGUCCAGAUGAAAAAAUCCGUAUGAAUCGUGUUGUCAGAAAUAACUUGCGCGUACGUCUGAGCGACGUUGUUUCAGUACAAGCGUGUCCAGAGGUCAAAUACGGAAAACGUAUUCAUGUUCUGCCAAUGGACGACACCGUCGAUGGUCUUACUGGAAACCUAUUUGAAGUCUAUUUAAAGCCGUACUUUUUGGAAGCAUACCGUCCUAUUCACAAAGACGACAACUUUAUUGUGCGAGGGGGUAUGCGAGCUGUGGAAUUUAAAGUUGUGGAAACUGAUCCAGGACCAUUUUGCAUUGUCGCGCCUGAUACAGUGAUACAUUGCGAAGGUGAUCCGAUAAAAAGAGAGGAGGAGGAAGAAGCACUGAACGCUGUGGGGUACGACGAUAUUGGCGGCGUCCGCAAACAAUUGGCACAAAUUAAAGAAAUGGUGGAAUUACCUCUGCGACAUCCGUCUUUGUUCAAAGCCAUCGGCGUUAAACCGCCACGUGGUAUAUUGUUAUAUGGACCACCAGGAACGGGAAAGACUCUUAUUGCACGUGCCGUGGCAAAUGAAACCGGAGCGUUUUUCUUUCUUAUAAACGGUCCCGAAAUUAUGAGCAAACUGGCUGGUGAAUCGGAAAGCAACUUGCGGAAGGCAUUCGAGGAGGCCGAGAAAAAUUCUCCGGCCAUCAUAUUUAUUGAUGAACUUGAUGCGAUUGCGCCGAAACGUGAAAAGACGCAUGGCGAGGUCGAGAGGCGUAUUGUGUCGCAACUAUUGACACUGAUGGACGGUAUGAAACAAAGCUCCCAUGUGAUCGUAAUGGCAGCUACUAAUCGACCAAACAGCAUCGACGGAGCGCUGCGCCGGUUCGGACGUUUCGAUAGAGAGAUCGACAUCGGUAUACCCGAUGCCACUGGUCGAUUGGAAAUCUUGAGAAUUCACACGAAGAAUAUGAAACUCGCUGACGACGUUGAUUUAGAAGAGAUCGCAGCAGAAACUCACGGACAUGUCGGCGCCGAUUUAGCGUCUCUAUGUUCGGAAGCAGCUCUUCAACAAAUUCGUGAAAAAAUGGAUCUCAUAGAUUUGGAGGAUGACCAUAUAGACGCGGAGGUUUUAUCUUCGCUCGCAGUAACGAUGGAGAACUUUAAGUAUGCAAUGACGAAAAGCAGCCCGAGUGCUCUGCGUGAGACAAUUGUGGAAGUGCCGACGGUCACCUGGGAUGAUAUUGGAGGUUUACAAAACGUCAAAAUGGAGUUGCAAGAAUUGGUACAGUAUCCGGUGGAGCAUCCUGAUAAGUUCUUGAAAUUUGGUAUGCAACCGUCAAGAGGCGUAUUAUUUUACGGUCCACCCGGUUGUGGUAAAACAUUGUUGGCCAAAGCGAUCGCCAACGAGUGUCAAGCAAAUUUCAUUUCUGUUAAGGGUCCAGAAUUGUUAACUAUGUGGUUUGGAGAAUCGGAAGCUAAUGUCAGAGAUGUUUUUGACAAGGCAAGAUCAGCGGCACCCUGUGUAUUGUUCUUUGAUGAACUUGAUUCUAUCGCGAAGUCACGAGGAGGCACCGUCGGUGAUGCUGGCGGUGCAGCGGAUCGUGUGAUAAAUCAGAUAUUAACAGAAAUGGAUGGUAUGGGCGCAAAGAAAAAUGUAUUCAUCAUCGGAGCGACAAAUCGGCCCGACAUCAUCGAUCCAGCAAUUCUACGACCCGGUAGAUUAGAUCAAUUAAUUUACAUACCAUUACCGGAUGAGAAAUCUCGAGAAGCGAUAUUCCGCGCUAAUCUUCGAAAAUCGCCCGUAGCUAAGGACGUAGAUCUAAGCUACAUAGCCAAAGUUACGCACGGUUUUUCCGGUGCUGACUUGACAGAAAUCUGCCAGCGAGCGUGCAAACUUGCCAUUAGACAGUGCAUCGAAACUGAAAUUCGAAGGGAAAAAGAACGUGCAAACAAUCCAUCCGCAUCUAUGGAUAUGGAUGAGGAUGAUCCUGUACCAGAAAUAACGCGAGCUCAUUUCGAGGAAGCAAUGAGGUUUGCGCGUCGUUCAGUGUCUGACAAUGACAUUCGCAAGUACGAAAUGUUCGCGCAAACACUUCAACAAUCUCGAGGAUUCGGGACUAAUUUCAGAUUUCCACAAAGUGGAGCAGGCGGUGCUCAAGAUAACACGCAAGGCGAUCAAACCUUUCAAGAUGAUGGAGAUGACGAUCUCUAUAGCUAAGCUUUCGUUUCCUUGUAUGUCAUUACAGUGAGCAUACGACAAAAGGGCCUGUCUGUUACCAUAUAAUAUAUUACACAGGAAUCGUUUUUAAGUGAUACAAUUAAAAUAUAAAAGAGCGUAAAUAAAUGGAUAAAAUGAUUGAAAUUUUAUAUGAGGUACAUACGACUUUUGUGUUUGUAGAAAAAAAGAGCACAAACUCUAAUCCAUGUAGCUAGAAACAUUCAGAUAUAAAAUAUCGAUUGAAAACCUGUUUUGUCAUAUGAUUAUUUUUGCGUUUAGCUGUAUUUAUUGAUUUGGUCUUUUAACAAGACUGUUUAUAAAAUUAUCUUUUUUUUUUCUUUUCCAUCCAUCAUGUGGCAGCAUGGAUGCGAUAAACGUAUAAUUGCAUUGUUAAUUAAUUACACGAAACAGAAAGAUUAUGAUAAAGUGGCGAAAUGAUGCUUUAUGUAUACACGUAUUAUAGAGACAUACAUUACCUAUUGCAAUUUUGCUACGUAAUUUUACAUGCGUUAACGAUUACGUAUUUUGUCGAGCUUUUAAACUUGGAAUGGACCCUUUUGCUGCAUUAUCACUGUACUCAAUGAGAAUACAUUCUGUUGUUCACACUCACACAUUGCAGUAAUAUAAAAAUUUAUGCCAUGUCGAGAUGAGAUAUUCAACCGAUGAUGAUGUAUGUUGACGAUUUUACAAAUAUCCCUUAAUAGUAAAUUAAUCCAUAUGACGAUAAAAAAGGAACCUUUUUCAAUCUCGUCAUUUGAAUCGUACGAUUAUCUGCUUUAUAACCGUUCGCAGUUUUAUAAACGUUGAAAUUUCUGAAAUGAUGGAAAAGUCGAACAAGAUUAUUAAAUACAAUACAAAUAAAAAGAAA
This is a messenger RNA of Solenopsis invicta (red fire ant), 3418 nucleotides long. RefSeq names its product transitional endoplasmic reticulum ATPase TER94 (gene TER94). Gene Ontology annotation, biological process: mitotic spindle disassembly; retrograde protein transport, ER to cytosol; autophagosome maturation. Gene Ontology annotation, molecular function: ATP binding; polyubiquitin modification-dependent protein binding; ATP hydrolysis activity. The record is from RefSeq and is a predicted model, not a curated record. Gene Ontology annotation, cellular component: nucleus; VCP-NPL4-UFD1 AAA ATPase complex; cytosol. The coding region runs from base 145 to 2550 and encodes 801 amino acids. NCBI's taxonomy places the organism in Eukaryota, Metazoa, Arthropoda, Insecta, Hymenoptera, Formicidae. The transcript has 13 exons.